Messenger RNA from Dentiscutata heterogama, 976 nucleotides. Lineage: Eukaryota; Fungi; Glomeromycota; Glomeromycetes; Diversisporales; Gigasporaceae. The record is from the annotation of a GenBank genome assembly.
GGAUUGGAUUUCACAUGAAGAAUUUAAACAUGAAAAUUUAAGUAAAUGUUUUGAUAAUGUUCCUAAUAAUUCUAAACCAUCAAUCGUUUACAAUGACAUUUUAACUAGCUUACCUCUUACUUAUGGUUGGGAUUGUUAUGAUUUUGCAAAAAGUAUAAAGUUAAAGCCUGGUCAACCUAGAGAACAUAUAAUUUACCAUUCUUAUUGGCGUGCUGAUCUACGACCUUUUGGUGAUAAACAGAUCGCUACGUUAAAAUCUUUCUUUGCUACUCAGGAUGAAACAUUUUCUUCUCUUAUUCUUUGGACUAAUGGAAAUAUUUCGACUGUUCCUUCUCUUAAACUGUUACUAGAACGUUAUCCCAAUCGAUUCGUAAUAAAACAUUAUAAUGUCAUGAUAGUAAGCAAAGAAACUCCUAUGGAAAAUUCUCCAAAUCUUAAACUUAAUGAUAAAUUAGCUUACCUUGAUGGUGAUUUGAUUAGACUUCUUGUUUUAUACAAAUAUGGUGGAAUAUGGUUUGAUAUGGAUUCUCUUUUUGUACGUGAUUUUUCUCCACUCGUGGAACACGAAUGGCUCGGUCAAUGGGAUUGUUUUAUGCCAAAGGGUUAUCCUUUUAAUGGUGCUUUUAUGAGAUUUCGAAAGAAUUCUCCUUAUUUAUGUGAAUUCCUUUCUGAAAUGGCUAAUGGUCCGGUUCCUAGUAAAUCUUCAAUUGAUUGGGGUGGAAGACUUUAUUAUAGAAUUUUUAGGCGUUUAAUUCAAAAUGGAAAAAAACCUUUCGGAAUGAUUCCUUGGUGUUUUACCGAUUCUUACUUAUGUAAUCCAUCAAACUCGAUGCCUAAUGCAUUUGAUGAGGCGAAAUUUGAUAAAGAGAGAUUAUUACAAGUAUUUUCUUUUCACUGGCACAAUCAAUGGGAUAAGAAAAAAGGAAGUUUAUUUAGAUUUCUGGAGCAAAGAAAUAAUGAAAUUCUGGGAUUUUAA